AUGAGCGAUCUUCGAUAUGGGUUUCUCUACGAGUUAAAAGACGUCGUCAUGAAACUCAACGAUCCCUCGACGAUUUUGUAUGACGUUAGUGGUGUGAUGUCGACGCUUGCCAAGCACAAUUGGAAUAUUACUGUUGGGGUCGAACAUGAUCUACACGAGUUGCUCAAUGUGUUUGCAACUACAUGGGAAGAGGAAUUGCAGGAGGUGAAGAAACGGCUGCUUUCUUCAUCCUUGUGGCAGUUCAAUGAGUCGGAAUUCCCUCAUGAAAGUGGACCAAGAAUAGGCGCAGGAUCUGGAGAUGCGCCCCUGUCCCCGAUCAGCCGAAGGGAACUUGUUUUCCAGAGGUUUGCAAAUUUUCAGUUCAUUAGUUAA
This is a messenger RNA of Cooperia oncophora, 372 nucleotides long. Lineage: Eukaryota; Metazoa; Nematoda; Chromadorea; Rhabditida; Trichostrongylidae. The record is from the annotation of a GenBank genome assembly.